AUGGCAGCAGCUGAGAUGACAGUAUCAGCACUGCUGGGAGGCUUUGUGUUAUUCGUAUUAUAUGUCUAUGAAUCUUUGGUCUUAAAGCCAAAGAGGCUAAGAUCAAAGCUUGAAAAGCAAGGGAUUAGAGGGCCUCCCCCUUCAUCAAUUCUCUUCGGCAAUAUCCCGGACAUGAACAGCAUCAAACUCAAGGUGAUGAGGGAGAAGUCAACUGCUACGGAAACAAGUAGUACCAGUGUCUCAAAAGACCGAUCUUUGAACUUAGGGAGGCCUACUUUUGUAUCUAAGGAUCGUAAGCCACUGUUCGGCCAAGGAAUUAUAGCGUCAAAUGGUCCAAUUUGGUUGCACCAAAAAAAAAUUAUUGGUCCAGAGUUCUACUUUGAAAAGGUUAAGGGUAUGGUGGAUUUGAUGGUGGACUCCACAACCACCAUGUUGAGAUCUUGGGAGAGUAAAAUCGAAAACGAAGGAGGAAGUGCAGUCUUUGAAGUUGAUAAGGAUUUGAGAAGCUUGUCGGCCGAUAUUAUAUCAAGAACGUCCUUUGGAAGUAAUUAUUCACAAGGGAAAGAAAUAUUCUUAAAGCUCAGAACUCUUCAGAAGAUCAUGUCCCAGGGAAAUACUGGUGUACCGGGUGCGAGACACUUACCAACGAAAAACAACAGACUGAUAUGGAGACUAGAGAAAGAGAUCAGUGCUAUGAUUUUAAGGGUUGCGAAGGAACGCAGUACUGAGGCUACUUGUGACAAGGAUCUUCUGCAAAUAAUACUCGAGGGAGCCAAAAAUUAUGAAGACGCUAAUAGCCUAUUUUCAGGUAUAUCCCAGGAUAGUUUUAUAGUGGAUAAUUGCAAGAGUAUAUACUUUGCUGGCCACGAAACCACUGCCACAGCAGCGUCUUGGAGCUUGAUGUUAUUAGCUGCACAUCAAGACUGGCAAACUUGUGUCCGUGCUGAGGUGCUUGAAUUUUGUAGGGAUGGCAUUCCAGAUGCUGAUUUGCUUCGAAACAUGAAAAUACACUCCCAUAGGCACACAAGUUCUACGCACUCUGGUACAGUACCAGAGUGUACAAAUGAUGCUGAUAUACAGUACCAGUGGUACUGGAAGUAUUAUUUGAAUAUGGUGAUUCAAGAGACACUGCGCCUGUACUCACCAUCAACGGUUGUUGCAAGAGAAGCCUUGGAAGAUAUUGAGCUGAAAGGCAUUCUAAUUCCCAAAGGAACGAACAUUCAGAUUCCAAUUCCUAUAGUGCAUCGACUUCCUGAUAUCUGGGGUCCCGAUGGCCAUGAAUUCAAUCCAAAAAGAUUCGAGCAUGGAAUUGCUGGGGCUUGCAAGUUUCCUCAGGCUUAUAUGCCAUUUGGAGUUGGUGCCCGUAUCUGUACUGGCCAACACUUAGCCAUGACAGAGCUGAAGGUGAUUCUGUCACUUAUUCUGUCCAAGUUUUCCUUCUCACUCUCACCAGAAUACCAACACUCCCCGGCUUAUACGUUGGUUAUUAUGGAACCCGAACAUGGAGUUAGUCUCCAUAUGAGGAGAGUGUGA
Molecule: messenger RNA, 1533 nt
Organism: Malus domestica (apple)
Lineage: Eukaryota; Viridiplantae; Streptophyta; Magnoliopsida; Rosales; Rosaceae
Product: cytochrome P450 714C2-like
Molecular function (GO): iron ion binding; oxidoreductase activity, acting on paired donors, with incorporation or reduction of molecular oxygen; heme binding
Source: RefSeq, a predicted model, not a curated record